Molecule: messenger RNA, 2302 nt
Organism: Meriones unguiculatus (Mongolian gerbil)
Lineage: Eukaryota; Metazoa; Chordata; Mammalia; Rodentia; Muridae
Gene: Adgrg5
Product: adhesion G protein-coupled receptor G5
Biological process (GO): cell surface receptor signaling pathway; adenylate cyclase-activating G protein-coupled receptor signaling pathway
Cellular component (GO): membrane
Molecular function (GO): G protein-coupled receptor activity
Source: RefSeq, a predicted model, not a curated record
UGUUUUGCCUAUUUCUGUUAUACCGCUUUCCCUUCCAAAUUUUUAUCCCUUAGAGCUCAUGGUUGCAUUUUACUGAAUAAAGUCCAACACAGAAAUACAAUUUGGAAAACAUUAAGGUCUGAUGCUGUGAUAUGUCAAAAGAAGGGGGAAAAAAAGCACACAUGGCCAUCAGUCAUGGAUAUCUUCAUCCUGCUUUCUUGGCAAAAAGACUAAGCAAAAUUCUUCAGGUUCAUUCAGACACAGUAUACAUGGAGCGUGCCUGGAGUUUCUUCUGUAUUAUUUUAUCCUUCUAUCAAGAUUUUUGUAUCAAAUAGAUUGGCUAUCUUGCCUUUGUCUAAAGGAAUAAUGUUGCUAUAGCACAAAAAAAAAAAAAAAAAAAGUUGUAAGGCCAGGCAUGGUAAUCGGAGGAGUUGGAGAAGCAGAGAAGACAGUGACGAUCCUGGGUCAGGGAUGUAGCUCAGUUGGUAGAGUAUUUACCUAGCAUGCAUGGGUUCCUGGGAGGAAGCAGGAGGAUCAGAAGUUCAAGGGCACCCUCAGCUACAUAGCAAGUUUGAGGCCAGCCUGUGCUACAGAAGAUGAUAUCUCAACAACAAACAAACAAAACAAAACAAAAAAGAAGAAGAAAAAGCUGGGGGAAUACACAGUUGUCUAGAAGGCAGAGGCAGCACCCUCACAGCAGUGACCGUGGUAUCCCCUCUCCAAGGCCAGGAGAACAACAGCUGAGGACAUGGACGCCAACAGGUCCCUUUUCUUCUGCCUGUGCCUUCUGGCUGUUCCCGGUGUCCUAGUAGAAACACUGCAGGACAUACUGAACACGAUGAAGCGCCUUGAGAAGCCCAUAGGCCGGUCUUACGGAGUGAGGCAUAUCCACCAACUGGAGCAGAAGCUGCUCAAUGCCAGCUUCUAUGGGCACAACUUGACCCUGCAGACAAACUCCAUCCAGUCUCUGGUCUUCAAGCUGAACUGUGACUUUCCCGGUCUCUCCCUGUCCAGCGUCACUAUGAGGAACAUCUCCAAGGCCUGGGAGCCGCAUGCCAUGCAGUUCCCAGCUGAGCUGACCAAGGACGCCUGUGAGACCUCCCGGCCUGCCGAGCUUAGGCUCAUCUGCAUCUACUUCUUCACCAGUCACCUCUUCCAGGAUGGUCAUAACUCAACCCUGCUCAAUAACUACGUUCUGGGGGCCCAGCUGGAUCACAGGCCCCUGAACAACCUUUCCAAGCCAGUCAACAUCAGCUUCUGGCACAACCAAAGUCUGGAAGGGUACACAGUAACCUGUGUCUUCUGGAAGGAGGAAGCCAGCCAGCGCAGCUGGGGUUUCUGGAGCCCCGAGGGCUGUUACACAGAGCGGCCCUCACCCUCUCAGGUGCUCUGCCACUGCAACCACCUCACCUACUUCGCUGUGCUCAUGCAGCUCUCUGGAGAGCCGGUGCCUGCUGAGCUGCAGCUGCCUCUUGAGUACAUCUCCCUCGUGGGUUGUGUCAUCUCCAUCGUGGCCUCGCUGCUCACCAUACUGCUUUAUGCCCAUGCUAGGAAGCAAAGUGACUCCAUCACACACAUCCACAUGAACCUGAACGGCUCUGUCCUGCUGCUGAACGUCGCCUUCCUUCUGAGCUCCCAGAUGGCCCCGCCCGUGGUGCCCACCUCAGUGUGCGUGGUGCUGGCGGCCCUCCUACACUACGCGCUGCUCAGCAGCCUCACCUGGAUGGCCAUCGAAGGCUUCAACCUCUACCUUCUGCUGGGGCGUGUCUACAAUGUCUACAUCCGUCGCUACUUGCUCAGGCUCUGCGUGCUGGGCUGGGGCUCUCCAGCCCUCUUGGUGCUUCUUCUUCUGGCGAUCAAGAGCUCAGUGUAUGGACCCUGCGUGAUCUCUUUCUCCAAAAGCCAGGAAAAUGGUACAGGCUUCCAGAAUGUGUCCAUGUGCUGGGUACGCAGUCCCAUUGUACACCGUGUCCUGGUCAUGGGCUACGGUGGCCUCACAUCUCUGUUCAACCUAGUGGUGCUGGCGUGGUCUCUGUGGAUCUUGUGCAAGCUCCGGGCACGGGAGAAGGCGCUGAGUCCCGGGGCCUACCGAGACACUAUCAUGGUGCUGGGCCUCACUGUGCUACUGGGCACCACCUGGGCCCUGGCCCUCUUCUCCUUCGGUGUGUUUCUGCUGCCUCAGAUCUUCCUCUUCACCAUCUUCAACUCGCUCUAUGGUUUCUUCCUCUUCCUGUGGUUCUGCUCACAAAGGCGUUACUCAGAUGCCGAAGCCAAGGCAGAGAUGGAGAUGGAGGCAGUCAGCUCCUCCCAGGUGACACACUAA